Messenger RNA from Naegleria gruberi, 1236 nucleotides. RefSeq lists its product as uncharacterized. Lineage: Eukaryota; Heterolobosea; Eutetramitea; Acrasida; Naegleriidae. The transcript has a single exon. The coding region runs from base 1 to 1236 and encodes 411 amino acids. The record is from RefSeq and is a predicted model, not a curated record.
AUGGAAUAUGAAGAAGGCAAAGUUGACAUCUUUGCCACCACUGAAGAGGUAUCUGAUGUGCACUCAUUCUUAGACUUGUUAGGUUACUCAAAUCUAGACUUGCAACAGGCUAACACCCUACCACUAGUAGAACACAACCUCAAUGGUCCACCUACCAACCAACCUCAACCAGCCAACCAAGGCUUUGAUAACCUUGUUCAAUCAUCUGAUCCGAACUCUCUUUUGCAUCAAGCAAAUGAUACCAACAUGAAUCAACAUUUGAAUUAUCAAUCCAACUAUCCUUCACUCAAUCAAACUCCAUCUCUUAAUUUCAAUCAAGGCCUUCAACAACCAAACAAUUCCUUCCAACACUGCUAUCCAUUAUUUAAUGAAUCUCCUCCAGCACUAUUCAAUCAAGGCUUCCAUCCUCCAAUAAUGACCAAUCCUUUCAUGGAAGAACACAAUGUUGAACAUAUCAUCAUCAUGUUGACACAAUUGAAUUCUCUUAUUGAUAGUUGUAAGAAUGCUCCUAUUAAUCAAUCCAUGAAGGAAAGACUUUGUUAUCAAUUAGAAAUCAUCCAAAAUAAUUCUAAGGAUAUGUUGCUUAAACUUAAUUCUCAACCAAUCAUUGAUAUAGAGGCUCUAACAAAGAAUUGGAAACUCAGAGAAGCCACUGGAAAUAUUCCUGCUGGACCAAAGAGAAAACAAUACGAUGAAAUAAUGGAGAGUCAUAGCAAGACUCUGUCUACACUCCAAAGACAAGAGAAGGCACAGGCCAUAGCCAAGAUCUGGAAGGAGGUGAAGUACCAUAUUGCUCUCUCUGAAAAAACCUUACUCUCUCCUGAAAGUGGUAUUAUAAAUUAUUUAGGCUAUUGUAAAUCCGAAUCAUUCGAUCCGUUUACUAAAAGAAUUGAUGGCGUUCAUGUCAAUCCUGACACCUACAAUUCCUGGUUGAUUUGGCUUGUAGAAUCCCACAUUAAUAAUAAGACUUACAAGUUCGGCUCUGUACAAAGAUAUUAUACUGCAGCAAAGGCAUGGUGUACUAGACAUAACAUUAAAUGGCCAACCGAUACUAAGAGUUACGACUCAAUCAUGACACUCAAGGCUUCUUCAAAUCUGUUAGAAACUGAAGAAUCAAGAACAUCAAUUCUCCCACCUGUAGAUAUUUAUACCGAGGUCAAUAAGGAAAGAAAAGAGGGUAAUGAGGUAAAGAGAAAGAGAAAUGAUGAGGAAUUUGUUGUUUCAAAAAAGAAAUAA